AUGGGUUUUUACGAUUUUGUGGCGGCGGCGGGAAAGUCCUCCAUUGCGAUUUAUGCGAAACAGGUCGGUGGACCAGUUGGGGCUUGGAUCGUCAACAAUCCGAAAACGGCCACUGCUACUGGAGUCACUGUAAUUGGAGGCUACCUGUUUUACUAUUUUACUCACCAGAAGUAUCCUGCGCCUUGGUUAGACAGACGAAAACUCAAAUCUGGACUCAGCAAGAAGCAACUACUAGAAGAUGAGUUGACAGCGGAAAAAGUGGAGAAGGAAGAGUGGGAUGUAAUUAUUAUUGGUUCCGGUGGUUGCGGCCUUACGACAGGAAACCUUUUGGCGAGGAGUGGAUUGAAGGUGCUCAUUUUGGAAAAGCACUAUGUUGCAGGCGGAUGCACCCACACCUGGGAGAAGGAUGGCCGCGAGUUUGAUACGGGCGUACAUUAUCUUGGAAACUCGGCUAAAGACCUCUCCGCCACGACAGGAGCAAUGUUUGACUUCAUGAGCGAUGGAAAUCUGAAGUGGAGCGAGCUGGAUGAUAAUUUCGAUACUGUAGUGCUCAAUGGCGAAGAUGGGGAGCAGGACCGAUUCAAAUUUAUCAGAGAAUCAAAAACGAUUCAUGACAACACAAAAGCAUCUCUUCUCGAAAAAUUUCCUGAAGAAGCUGAAAACAUCGAAAAAUUCUUCUCCGAUUUGAAAGCUUUCAAGAAAUCAGGCCUUUACCUUGGUCUCUACAAAAUCCUCCCACUUUGGUUUUUGAAGCCUCUUAUUGCCUUGGGCCUGCACAACCGUCUUUUCGACAACAAAGCUUUUACUACUACAGUGAAGGACUACCUGGACAGCAUCACUUCGAAUAAAAAGCUCCAGUGCAUCCUCAACUACUGCUUCGGCGACUACGGUACGCAGCCACGUAAGGCGCCGCUGUUUAUCGGACUUGCUCUUAUCGAUCAUUUCCGCAAGGGCGGCGUGUUCCCAAUUGGCGGCUCAUCAAAGCUGACUAUGGACCUGGCUGAGCCGAUUGCUGCGCGCGGCGGAAAGAUUCUCGUCCGCGCUAAUGUUCUCCAAAUCAACGAAGAGCGCGGAAAUGUUACCGGAGUUACAGUCCUUCCAACAGGCGCCAAGAGCGGUGGAAAACCGUUCUUCAUCCCAGCCAAAAAAGUCGUCUCGACCGCUUCCGUUUGGUUCACCAACAUGAUGAUCGCAAACGAGAAGCUGAGGCUCCAAAUUGAUCACCUGACGCCGGGACUAGGUGCCAUGUACAUUUUCUUUGGCAUGGACAAAGCUGUAGGUGAUCUUCCGAAGCGAAACUGGUGGUGCUACAAUACCAAGGAAUAUGAUUUCGACAAGACAGUCGAUGAAUUCAUGUCUUUAGAAACCGCCGACUUCCUAGCCAGGGUUCAAACACCAAGAUUCUUGAAUCAAAGUUAUUAA
Messenger RNA from Oikopleura dioica, 1422 nucleotides. The record is from the annotation of a GenBank genome assembly. NCBI's taxonomy places the organism in Eukaryota, Metazoa, Chordata, Appendicularia, Copelata, Oikopleuridae.